This is a messenger RNA of Paecilomyces variotii, 1210 nucleotides long. RefSeq lists its product as hypothetical. The coding region runs from base 216 to 971 and encodes 251 amino acids. The record is from RefSeq and is a predicted model, not a curated record. The transcript is spliced from 4 exons. Lineage: Eukaryota; Fungi; Ascomycota; Eurotiomycetes; Eurotiales; Thermoascaceae.
GUCCGCCGAAGUAAUCCAAAUCUCCGCUGCAGCCAGUCAGAAGAACCGCCAUCUGCAGCCUGCUGACACUAUUUUCGGAGUUAAGCGCGGAAACCAAUAUGACAGCCAAUAUUAGGCAUGCGCCUCUAUAAAGAGGGACCAGAGAACGUGAUGAAUGCUAUUCGAACACAAACAAUUUUUAUUUCCUUCUUUUUGGCGUUCAUACUCUGACCAAAAUGCAUCUCAUCCUGACUGGUGCGACUGGGUUGGUCGGUUCCGCCGCCCUGGCGCAUAUCCUCUCCUUGCCUGCUGGGUCGGUAUCCCACUUAUCCAUCUUGAGUCGCAGACCGGUGCCUAUGGCCGAGAACAAGCCAAAUGUGACCGUGAUUGAACAUCGGGACUUUUCUCAGUAUCCCUCGGAGCUGUUGGACAAGCUCAAGGGUGCCAGUGGCUGCAUUUGGGCGCAGGGUAUCUCACAAAGUGAAGUGUCUAAGGAAGAAUAUAUCAAGAUCACUCUAGACUAUCCCCUGGCUGCUGCGAAAGCAUUCUCAGGUCUCUCGAACUCUUUCAAGUUCGUAUAUGUUUCUGGCGAAGGAGCCACCACGAACCCGGGCUUCCUAACACCACUAUUCGGCACCGUCAAAGGCCAAGCUGAAGAAGCUCUCCUCAAGCUAUCCAAAGAUGUCUCCACCUUAAAGCCAUACUCUGUCCGUCCAGCAUUCGUCGACGCGCAUAGUCACCCGGAGGUCCUCAAAGCCAUCUCCUCCCGCCCAAACCAGCAGACCUUCCAGAGAAAAGUCCUUAAUAACGGCCUCGGACCUGUUUUCAGGUGUCUCUACCCAGGCAUGGUGUCCCCAACGCCGGAUUUGGCACGUUUCCUUACAGACCUCGCUAUGGGUGAUGGGGAGCCUUUGCAUGGAGACGGAAUCAGUGGAGAGGGAAGAACCGUGUCGAACAAGGCGUUUAGAAGGCUUGCUAAAGUGGGUGCCUGAAGUAGUUUACUUGGAGGACGUGUACGAUAGGUCAGAAUUGAAGUAAUAGACCAUAGCAGCGAGUAGACGGCCCUGUGGGCCUAGUAUCGAGUAAGUUUCCGGGCAAGCUAAAUUGUCAUAUGUUACUAAGUCAACUAAACCUGGGGGUUUAAUGGAAUCCUCCGUGUCUACCUACUUGUCUACGUAUCGCUUGUGGCUUGGCAUCGAUAUCAGUCAUGUGACUGUUCUGGCUAUUCUGG